CCCACUGCAUGCUGGGAACUGGACUGGGAUCAACUGGAAUCCAACCAGGAGAAUUUCCAGGCCUUGUGCCACUGUCUACAGAGCCGAGCGCUGUCCCUCCUGGGGUGCAGUAGUCAGCGAUCUGUGGCGUGGGCCCCUUCGGUCUUGUCGCAUUUUAUUGUGUCUGCUUCAGAAUCGAUGGCUUUACUACUUCGUCCGGUGGCUGUCAGGGAACUCGUCCUUCUGAUGAAACCACCAACACUUCCUGGAGCUGUAACUGAUGGCGCCCUUCACCGAGUCCAGGAAGCUCUUGGUGGGCUGGAAGUGGAUUCGGUGUAUAAUCCUCUACAGAUGAGCAGCAAUCUCUACAAACAUCUGCAGGUGACACUCUCCCGGCCGACUCCUCCCACACGUCCCAUCACACCAAUGUUCCGAGGUGGGCGGGGACAGAGCCGCCAGGUGAGACAGGGGUCUUCUAGUGGUGGAAAAGCAAGAGCCACGAUCGCCCCGUUACCUUUGGUGUCCCCGCUUCCUCGUAAACGGGGGCCACACAGAGAGGACAACUCGCCCUCCAAGCUCAGAUUUCUGCACGAUGAUGAGGAAUAA
Messenger RNA from Staurois parvus, 585 nucleotides. The record is from the annotation of a GenBank genome assembly. NCBI's taxonomy places the organism in Eukaryota, Metazoa, Chordata, Amphibia, Anura, Ranidae.